AUGGAUAAAGAGGCCUUCACUGAUUCACUGCUGACCUCCUCAGUAUUUGGGCAAUCUGAAAAUCCUUUGUCCUGGCAUAAGCCAUCUAUUUUGAAGUUUCAAGCCCUAUCACAAGCAAAGAAAAACGAACCGACAAUGUCGAAACAAGAUUUUUUGAGCUCCAUAUUUGGCAAGGUCUCCUUGUUUAAGCAGCUUUCGUCCAAAGUAUUAGGGUUGAUUAUUAAAUUUUUUACUGGCAGGUAUUCUUUUUCGCACCAUGCAGACCAAGACGUUGCCGAAUUCAAUGUGUUUUCCAUUUCCAAGCGCAUUUUAAUUAUUGGGCACAAUUCCUCGUUUGAAGAUCAAGCAAAUGAUGUUGACAUUCCAAAUGGACACCUAUUUAACGUGUAUGGCGGCCAUUAUUUUAUCUGGAAUCUUUCAUCCCUGCUUGUGGAGGAGUUUUGUGUUUGCUUUGACCCAUCGAGGAUUGCCCACUCGUUUUCAGAGGCGUUGGGAGAUCUGUCCUGGAUGCCUCCUUUGAGACAAACUGUAUUUGAGUUCGUACAGGCGAUGGCCUGCUGGCUGAAGCUCCACGACUCCAAUAUUGUUGUCAUUGUUUGCAAAGAUGCUUUGCACAGGUCCGGUAUUGUAUUGGAUUCCGUUUUGGAUUCAUAUCGAUUUUUCCACCAACGCCGCUUUCCCUAUGCUAUUUGUGCUUCCGAUGCAUCUUACGGAACUCCAUCGCCCUCUUUUGGACGCUCAAUGCUUUAUUUUGAGGAUUUUGUUUCCAAGCCCGCUGUGCGUGAUGAACCAAAAAGAAUUCAAUUGCGGCAAAUCAUCGUUAAUACCAUCCCCAAGUUUGCGUCGGGCAACUUUUCACCGGGCAUUGCGAUCUUUCAAAAUGACAGGCUGAUUUACAACAGCUUGAUGGUGGACGUCGAAUACAUUACGGAUUGUAAAAUCAAAGAAAAGACCCCUGUUUCUUUUGAAAACCGUUGUUCGUUUGAUGAGAGCUCUACCUUUGCUAGCUCCUCUGAAUUGUUUAACGGACUUUCGUCUUCAAGCGGCUUUGGUUUGUGCGGAAAUCAAGAUUCUUCGUCGUCUACCGAUGAUCCACCGCGCACGUCGUCUUCUGGACAUUGCGCCUCUAACCGCGUUAAAGACGAAGAUUCGUCGAGCGCGACUAGUGGAUUCAUCGAUCUGAUUCCCAAAAGUGGAAAAUACGUGUUCUAUCAAGAUACAAACCACAUCAUCUUCAACUUUCAAGAUCCUAUUUCCAUAUCUGAAGACAUCUAUUUUCGUUUGUUUCACAUACCCGACGAGUCCAUCAAGGAUUUCCAUCUCUCAUACAGCCAUACAGUUACUCUGAUUUCAUUGUAUUUCAACACGAAUUGGAUCAAUUCAGAGCUGACUAGAUUUACCUUGGAAGAUUUGGAGGCCUCUGGUCCCAAACUUGGCCAAGAUUUCUCGAUUGAUUUUGUUUUCGAAGAUGUUGAACCGUCGCCAACUUAUAUCGCCACUGAGGGUGGCGUGUGUUCUCGCUCCCUUGAAUCUGAAAUCAAUUCGUUGUCUUUGAUGAUAGGAAUAGUUCCGGAGUCGAUUUUUUUAGAGUCUCUUGUGAACCAAGGGAUCCCUCGUUCGCUUGGGCUGAAAAUCUUUGGAAACAAUUUAUUCUUGGCACAUGAGCUUGUGUUUCAAUUUUGCCGUCAAAAGCCAUUUUUGGAUAGCUUUGGUGAUGUGAUGUCAAAUGGCAGCCAGAAGCAGGACGAUCAGCCCCAUCAGGGUGUUAUGAAAACUGAUCAAUCACAUAACCAGGCAGACGCCCUUUCUUUUGGAGAAAAAUGUGCUUCAAGUGUCACAUUAAAAGAUCCACCGAUGCCCCCGCCCCUACCUUCAUUUGCAAUCUGCCGUCAAUCAAAUGCAAACCCCUCUUUGCUACAAUUUUCAACCAGCGAUCCAGCUAUGGACUCUUUAUCUUUAAAAGCAACAACAACAACAACAUCAUCAUCAUCGUCGUCGUCAUCGUCGUCAUCAGGAGCUAUCCCCCCCUUACCCCCUCCAUUGCCUACAAAGACGACACCCCCCAUUCCCCCUCCACCUCCACCUCUAAAAGAAAUGGGCGCUAAGAACAAACCUCUUUUUGGAAGCGAUUUUUCCUUGAAUAAGCAGUCGCCUAUUGCUUUUCAAGAAGGCAAAGAGAGAUUAGAGGCUCCAAAGGUCUCGAAAAGCUUUUUGGAUUGGAAAGGAAUGUCAUCUUCCGAAAUCAGAGGGACCAUCUGGGAAGAUAUAGGCAACCUAAACAUUGAAUCCUCCCUCGACAAAGGCACAUUUGAAGGUAACAACAUCAUUCUCAUCAAUGUAGCUCUUUUCUGCAUUGACACAUCCUUGACGCUCAAUCCGAAAUCUAGUCUUUAUCGAACGAAAAGCUUUUCUGAUUCAUCGCUUUUGGCAAAUAACAUCGCAAUCGGCUGUUCAAGGCUAUACAAAAGAUUCCUGGGUGCUGAGAAUUUGGUGAAAGAACUAUAUUCAAAUACCUGCAGCAUCACUUUGGAUGAUCUUCUUGCUUUAAAACCCUUGCUUCCACUACCUGAAGAAAAAAGCAUUUUCCAGCUGGCAGCUAACACUCAAAAGUGCAACACAGGCUCUCCUGCAGAAUCUUUUAUGAUAGCAACGAGCUCCGCGCCUGCGCUAAAUUGGGUUGUAGAUGCAAUGAUUAUGCAGAGACAAUUUGAUUCGGAAUGCUCCGAAAUCAUUCGGCUAUUGUCGCUGUUGAAAAAUGCACUGCUUGUUUUGAAGAAAUCUUCAACGAUCAAGUUGUUGAUGAAGAAUAUCUUGGAUGGCUGUCAAUUGGCAACACUCGAGUUUGGGCGCUCAAAAUCUCAAAAACAGCAAAUCUUGAUGAGAGGUGCAACAAAGGGGGUCAGAAUCUCCUCCCUUUCUAGGCUUUCUGCAUUUCGAUCCGAUAGCGGACAAAAAACCCUGCUACAUUUCAUUGCCGAGUCGUUAAACGACUCUUCCAUAGCUGAGCUCAAGAAAAUUCGUAGCUUAGUUUCGGAAAUCAGAGGCACCGAUUCUACUUUUCUUCGCGAAUCCAUACGCGAAUUGAACCUUAGCAUCGAGAAGAUCAAAGAAGGGCCGGACACCGGUGAAAGUGGUGAGAUGGUAAGUCAAUUUCUUGCUGCCAUCAACAUAUGGGCAGCUGAAAAAUCCCAAAAACUUACAGACUUGUGGGACUUGUUUGAAAAUUUUAACACCUUGUGGGAGGAGGUUGCCGUUUAUUUUGGAGAACAGUGUUUUCUAAACUCAAGCACCGAAUUCGAGGCUCCACCAAACAUACAAAACAUUACGCUAGAAGAGUUUUUUAAGCAAUGGGACGAUUUUCUUAAAGAGCUGCUUGAUGCACACUUCCAUUUGGAAUUAGAAAAGUGGCACCCUUCAGCUCAGCGAUCAUCGGGGCAUUAUGGUGACCAGCAAUCUUUGUACAAAAUGCUUUAA
Messenger RNA from Mitosporidium daphniae, 3474 nucleotides. RefSeq lists its product as uncharacterized. The coding region runs from base 1 to 3474 and encodes 1157 amino acids. The record is from RefSeq and is a predicted model, not a curated record. Lineage: Eukaryota; Fungi; Microsporidia. Gene Ontology annotation, molecular function: actin filament binding. Gene Ontology annotation, cellular component: cytosol. The transcript is spliced from 5 exons. Gene Ontology annotation, biological process: cell migration; regulation of cell shape; cortical actin cytoskeleton organization.